UAAUCAUCUGGCAGGAAGUUCUGCUACAUUAGUAAACUGCUUCCUACUUGUGUUAUAUUUCUUAAUUUUUUUUGUGCAUUGAUUCAGGGGUGGUUUUUAACGCAUCCUGCUUGCCAAUGUAUACCUUUCUUUUCAGAUUGAAGGAGCUCCUCGCACUUUGUUAUUAUUCCGACUAAGCCAGUCAAUGGAUCAAAUGGACAAUAUGUUUGAAUUAACUCCAACCACUGAUACUCCUUCCUCCUCUUUUAACAAUAAUCCUCCUCUUUCAUCAGCCUCCACUAGUAACAAUGCACUUUUACCUUCUCUUCCUUCGUCUUCUAAUUCAGCAUCAAGAGGACAUGGUCCUAUUUUCGAUAUUGCUUCGUUUAUGGAAGAGAGUCGGCAGCGACAAGAGGCAAGAGAUAGGGAGGAGACAGAAGCAGCUGAAGAGAACACUCUUCGAUUGCGUACCGUACGUCAGACGAUGGUAGUACCAGGAGAAAGCACCAGUAGUCCGUCGUCGGAUCAAUUAUCGGAAGAGGAAUGGUCCUCAUCGACAAGGAGGAGGAGGAGGAGGAGGUCUGCUACCGGGAGUGAUGAUCAAGCAGUCUCUGAUGUUUCACACCCUCUCUCUGUUACACACUCUCACACUCUAAGGGAAGCUGCAUUAGACUGUCCUAGUACAACAGAUUCUGAACCUGAUCAACUUCUUCCUGGAACCAAAUAUGAGAGUACUAAAUAUCAGAGAGUUCCAACAGUUAAGAAACAUGUUUUGGAGAAGCAGAGAAGAGAUCUAGAGCAGACUCAGGAGUAUGUAGAAAAGAUUUCUUCUAAGACGAAGCUGAAGGCCACUCCGCCGUCAUCGCAAGACAGCAAGACUUCAGGCUCUUCUGAUUACAUUGCUUCAGCCCAGUCAGGUCUUAGCUGCAGUCUAGAAUCAACCAGCAGUACAACUGUACAAGAAACUGAUGAAGGAAGUCAAGAUGCUGAUUGUACUUUGGAUAGAAGUCACGGAUUGUUUAAGUUCAAGGGUAGGAUUGUUACUAAAUUUGAUCAUAAUACUGACAAUAGAGAGCCUAUGACUGAUGCAGAGAUAAUAGAUUCUGUUGCUACUAUUGCUGAAGAAGGCACGCAAGACCUGUUUAGUGUAAAUGAUGCAAAUAAUGAUUCACAGUAUGAAAGGACUAAUACGGUUCCAAGGUGGAUGUUACAGCAGCAGAAAGAGCAGGAGUCAGAGCAGACUGACCUAGAGGAGCUCACUGAAGAGACGCAAAGAGGAGAGAAGAGAUCAAGAUUGGACAGCAGCCCAAGUAGUGGCACUGAUCCCACUCUGUCUCCCACAAUGAAGCCACCUACUAAAAGACCCGCGGGGCGAAUUCAAAGUGAUAGCAGCUGUAAUUCUAAUGAAUCAUAA
Amphimedon queenslandica is the source of this 1393-nucleotide messenger RNA. RefSeq lists its product as uncharacterized. The record is from RefSeq and is a predicted model, not a curated record. The transcript has 10 exons. Lineage: Eukaryota; Metazoa; Porifera; Demospongiae; Haplosclerida; Niphatidae. Bases 185 to 1393 code for a protein of 402 amino acids.